CUGUUCACAAGCCUUCAGGAAAAUGGCCGGUGGCGUGUGCUCGUCAGUUUUACUGUUGGUUGACACAGUGUAAUUCUUGUGUUUCUCCUGGUAAAAGUCAGAAUACGGUGUAUGGGCAAGACGAAGCACAGUGGAGUUCUUUAACCCCAGGGCCAGUGUAUGAAUCAAAACGCCGUUCCUUAUUUCAGCUCUUCUGAUAACGCUAUUUCUUUGCAUCCCAUCUAACUAAUGGAAUUGCUUCAAAAGGCCAUAAUCAUUGAUUAAACUGGAGUCAGACAGAAGCAGUAUGGCGAGUCCUUCGCCACAAUCUUCUCCUAUGCCUCCUCCACAAGCACCAAGUCCUAUGGGACCACCUCAGCAAGCUCCAUCGCCUUCAAAUCCUCAAGGGAGCCCUAUGGGACCACCACAGCAUCAUCCUCAUAGUCCAACGCAAGGAUAUCAAGGUGGACCACCACCUCCUGGUCCACCGAUGCCCCAGCCACCACAACAGCAACCACCAUCGCAACAGCAAAGUUAUCCACCACAUCCGCAACAAAUGCCACCUAAUAUGGGUCCACAAAAAAAAUAUAAGAAAGCACCUUCACCACGUUUGGCCGUAUACAGCUCGUCCUUUGCUGGAUUGAGAAUGAUGCCAAUGACCAAUUCCUUACCGAUAGCAAGAGCAACAGAGAUGCAGGAUUGUGAAAAAGAGUGGACAAAGUUGACAGUGCCGUCAAUAGGAUCUAUUAACCAGGGUCAAGGUGGACCUGGUGGUCCUGGAGGACCUGGACCAGGAUCUCAGCAAGGACCUGGUGGCCCGAUGGGCCCGGGCCAGAUGGGACCCAACGGACCGCAAAGUGGAUCACAUAUGGUACCAGGAGGUCCAGGGCAAAUGGGUCCGAAUGGACCUGGACAAAUGGGACCUGGAGGACCUGGGCAAAUGGGACCUGGUGGUCCUGGGCAAAUGGGACCUGGAGGACCUGGGCAAAUGGGUCCUGGACAUAUGGGUCAAACUGGAGGACCGCAAGGGGGACCACACAUGGGACAAGGAGGACCAGUACAAAUGGGUCCUAGCGGCCCUCAGAGUGGACCCGGACCUCAGAUGGGACCCGGAGGACCUCAAAAUUCGCAAAUGGUACCAGGUGGUCCAGGGCAUAUGAGCGGACCUCCAGGACCAGGACAUAUAAAUGCUACAGGACCUGGCGGGCAUUUAGGACCUGGAGGACCCGGACAAAUGCCUCCAGGUGGUCCUGGUGGUCACGGAAUGGGUGGCCACGGUGGUCCUGCUCAAUUAGGACCUGGAGGUCCUAGUCAAAUGGGACCUGGUGGUCCAAAUCAGAUGGGUCCGGGUGGACCGAACUCAAUGGUACCCGGCGGUCCUAGUCAAAUGGGUCCCGGGGGUCCUAAUCCAAUGGGACCAGUUGGACCUGGCGGACAAAUGGGUCCGAAUGGUCCAGGGCAGAUGGGUAUGGGAGGACCGGGAGGUCAGAUGAGCAUGGGCGGACCUGGUGGACAAAUGGGACCUGGCGGAGGAGGAGGACAAAUGGGCCCCAACGGGCCUGCAGGACAAAUGGGACCAGGCACCGGACCUGGAGGGCAAAUGGGUCCUGGCGGACCUGGCGGUCAGAUGGGACCUGGUGGACCUGGCGGACCAAUGGGACCUGGAGGUGCUGGAGGCCAGUUGGGUCCUGUUGGAGGUCAAAAUCCUCCUGGACAAAUGGGUCCUGGUGGACAGAAUCAGGGACAGAUGUUACCUGGAGGUCCUGGGCCAAUGGGUCCAGGUGGACCCGUGAAUCAAAUGAGUCAAACCGGUCCUGGACAAAUUGGUCCUGGUGGGCCUCCCGGACCCCCCGGGCCUGGACAGGAAAAUUUAAACGCCCUUCAAAAAGCUAUAGAUUCCAUGGAAGAGAAGGGACUUCAGGAAGAUCCACGAUAUUCUCAGCUCCUCGCAUUAAGGGCUCGCCAAGGAAGUAACAUGGGAGAGAAGCAGUCAUUUAGUUCUCAACAAUUACAGCAACUUCGUUUACAGAUAAUGGCCUAUCGACUAUUGGCGCGAAACCAACCGUUGUCGCAACAGCUAGCACUUGCUGUUCAAGGUGGAGCACCUCCUCCUCCUCCAGGUAUGGCACAGCGUCCCAUGGAUCCUUCUCAAGGACCGGUUGCUCCCACUGGACCUCAGUUGCCUGGCCCCAAUGUGAUGGGACCUACUGGCCCACCAAGACCAGGAUCUCAAACUCCACAGCAGCAGCAACCGCCGCCACCAGGAGCCAAAACGAAUAGGGUAACCAGCGUCGCUAAACCAGCUGGUCUCGAUCCUCUUCUUAUACUUCAGGAACGCGAAAAUAGAGUAGCAGCGCGUAUAGCACUUCGCAUGGAACAGUUAAGCAACUUGCCGACCAACAUGCCUGAGGAUCUCCGCGUUCAAGCUCAAAUCGAGUUGCGAAUGCUGCGAGUUCUGAACUUCCAACGUCAAUUAAGAUCUGAAAUAAUAGCCUGUACUCGCAAAGACACCACUCUGGAGACAGCAGUGAACGUGAAGGCAUACAAGCGUACCAAGAAGCAGGGUCUCCGGGAGGCCCGUGCUACGGAAAAGCUUGAGAAGCAACAGAAACUCGAGGCCGAGAGGAAGCGUAGGCAGAAACACCAAGAGUUCUUGAGUUCGGUUCUUCAGCACGGCAAGGACUUUAAGGAAUUCCAUCGCAAUAACGUCGCCAAGCUGGCUAGAUUGAACAAAGCUGUUCUGAAUUACCAUGCGAAUGCCGAAAGAGAACAGAAAAAGGAACAAGAGAGGAUCGAAAAGGAACGUAUGAGACGUCUUAUGGCGGAGGAUGAAGAAGGUUACAGGAAGUUGAUCGAUCAGAAAAAAGACAAGCGCCUGGCAUUCCUUUUGUCUCAAACUGAUGAGUACAUUAGCAAUCUGACGGAGAUGGUGAAGCAGCACAAAAUUGAACAAAAGAGAAAACAGGUCGAGGAGCAGAAGCGUAAGAAGAAGAAGAAGAAGUUACAGGAUAGCGAGAAUGGCGAGGAUGGUACUACGAACGACGACACCAGGGUUGGCGUGAUUGAGACCUCCACUGGACGUACCCUCACUGGUGAUGAAGCGCCGCUGAUGAGUCAGCUUUCUUCGUUCCUUGAGUCUCAUCCAGGGUGGGAACCCAUUGAUUCCGACAGCGAAGGAGACGACGAUGACGACGAUGAUGAUGAAAGUGAGAAUAAAUUGCGUAACAAAGAAAAAGCAAUGGGUGAUUGUGAGGAAGAUAAGGCUAAGAAACCUCUUCAUAAGGCUAAGGUCGAGGACGAUGAAUAUAAGACAGAAGAACAAACCUAUUAUAGUAUUGCGCAUACCGUUCACGAAGUCGUUACUGAGCAAGCUUCUAUCAUGGUCAAUGGCAAACUCAAGGAAUAUCAGAUCAAGGGUCUGGAAUGGCUUGUAUCCUUGUUUAAUAACAAUCUUAACGGUAUCCUGGCUGACGAGAUGGGUCUCGGUAAAACUAUUCAAACGAUUGCUCUAGUGACGUAUCUGAUGGAGAAGAAAAAAGUGAAUGGACCAUUCCUCAUCAUCGUACCUUUGUCAACGCUCUCAAAUUGGGUUUUGGAAUUUGAAAAGUGGGCACCGAGCGUGGUAGUUGUAUCUUACAAAGGUUCGCCAGCCGGUCGAAGGGCUAUACAGUCCCAGAUGAGGGCCACCAAGUUCAACGUUCUCCUGACCACCUACGAGUACGUCAUCAAAGACAAGGGCGUCCUGGCGAAACUUCAAUGGAAGUACAUGAUUAUCGACGAGGGUCACAGAAUGAAAAAUCAUCACUGUAAGCUUACUCAGGUUCUGAACACUCAUUAUCUGGCUCCUCAUCGGCUCCUACUCACUGGUACUCCGCUGCAAAACAAGUUGCCUGAGCUUUGGGCUCUGCUGAAUUUCCUUUUGCCCUCGAUCUUCAAGUCUUGCAGCACGUUUGAACAAUGGUUUAACGCACCCUUUGCUACUACAGGAGAGAAGGUUGAAUUGAACGAGGAAGAAACUAUUUUGAUCAUUCGACGUCUUCACAAAGUGCUGCGUCCGUUCUUGCUCAGACGUCUCAAGAAGGAGGUAGAAUCGCAACUUCCCGACAAGGUUGAAUAUAUUAUCAAAUGCGACAUGUCUGGCCUCCAAAAGGUUCUCUACAAACAUAUGCAGAGUAAGGGUGUUCUACUGACUGACGGCUCUGAAAAGGGUAAACAGGGUAAAGGUGGCGCUAAGGCACUGAUGAACACGAUUGUUCAGCUUCGGAAGCUUUGCAACCACCCCUUCAUGUUUCAAGCUAUAGAAGAGAAAUAUUGCGAACAUGUCGGGACUCAAGGAUCUGCAGUCAUUACUGGUCCCGAUCUAUUUCGAGCAUCCGGAAAAUUCGAAUUGCUCGAUCGCAUUUUGCCAAAACUGAAAGCAACGAAUCAUCGUGUCCUACUCUUCUGUCAAAUGACACAAUUAAUGACGAUCAUGGAGGAUUAUCUAGGCUGGCGAGGAUUUAUGUAUUUGCGACUGGACGGUACCACUAAGGCCGAGGACAGAGGCGACCUUUUGAAGAAGUUUAAUGAUCCUGGAUCUGAAUAUUUUCUGUUCUUGCUCUCUACCAGGGCUGGUGGUUUGGGUUUGAAUCUCCAAGCAGCCGACACUGUUAUUAUAUUUGAUUCCGACUGGAAUCCCCAUCAGGAUCUGCAGGCUCAAGACAGAGCGCAUCGUAUUGGUCAAAAGAACGAGGUGCGUGUCCUGCGUCUCAUGACAGUCAAUUCCGUGGAAGAGAGAAUAUUGGCCGCAGCUAGAUACAAGUUGAACAUGGACGAGAAAGUCAUCCAGGCUGGAAUGUUCGAUCAAAAGUCAACGGGCUCGGAACGUCAGCAGUUUCUCCAGAGUAUCCUGCAUCAAGAUGAUGCUGACGACGAGGAGGAAAACGAAGUUCCCGACGACGAGACUGUCAAUCAGAUGAUAGCAAGAACUGAGGGUGAAUUCGAGACAUUCCAGAAAUUAGAUCUGGAGCGAAGAAGAGAAGAGGCCAAGUUAGGACCCAACAGGAAGUCACGGUUGUUAGAAGAAGCUGAACUUCCUGAUUGGCUCGUUAAGGACGACGAUGAAGUGGAGAGGUGGACCUACGAGGAAGAUGAAGAAAGAUUCUUGGGAAGAGGAUCUCGUCAACGUAAAGAAGUCGAUUAUUCGGAUAGUCUCACCGAGAAAGAAUGGCUUAAAGCCAUUGAUGAUGAUGUCGCCGAGUAUGAGGAGGAAGAAGAGGACGACAAAAAGAAGAAGAAGACACGGAAACGUAAGAAAAAGGGCGAGGAGGAGGAUGAGCCUACACCGAAGAAACGAAGGGGCGCUGGAGCUACAGUUGAUCCUAAAAUGAAGAGAGCGAUGAAGAAAUUAAUAAUGGUCGUUGUCAAUUAUACUGACAGCACCGAUGGUAGAUUACUCAGCGAACCUUUCAUGAAACUGCCAUCCAGGAGAGAAUUGCCAGACUAUUAUGAGAUCAUUAAGAAGCCACUGACAAUCAACAAGCUCUUGCAAAAGAUCGACGAAGGAAAGUACUCGGACUUUGACGAGCUUGAGAAAGAUUUUAUGCAACUGUGCAAAAAUGCACAAAUCUACAAUGAGGAAGCGUCUCUUAUUCACGAAGACUCCAUCGUUCUACAGUCCGUCUUCACGAAUGCUAGACAGCGCCUCGAGGCAGAGGGUAACACUUCCGAUGCUGAUGAUAAAGAUGGCGAGGAUGGUUCAGAUGCAGAUUCGAGCGUGAGAAUGAAGAUCAAACUAAAGGGCAAGAAGGGCGAAGGUCGUGGCGGUCGUAGAAAACGGGUGACUAAAAAAUAUAUUUCCGAUGACGAUGACGACGCUGAUGACAAUUGAGCAGCGUAUAGGUGAUUAUUUUUGUAAGUGUUCUGUGCGCGAAUGUGAAUUAUUGGCUUUCCCGCGAGUUAUCGCAGCCUUUAAUUAGCCGAUAGACAGAAAGUUCGGUCAGAUAUCGUAAUGAAGGGAAAUGAUUUUUUUCAAUGAAAGGUAUAAUUAUUAUUAUUAUUAUUAUACACGUGACAGGGUCAGUAUCCCUACAUCUGUGUAGUAACGCGUGUAGAAAUAUAGUCGUUUUCAUUGAAACAACGCUCAUCGAGAGGUAACCGUUGCAAAACGUUUGUUUAACUGUAAAUUGUCAUACUUAAACGACUACCAUUUUCUUUUUUAUUUUUCUUCUUCUAAAAUUGCGAUUUUAUUGGAGACAAAUUUCUGUGCAAUCAUUUAUAUAUUUGAUUGUCCACAAAUGUACAGUAGACACUUAGGUAUAAAGUACGAUUCGCCAAUGGCUGCCCUUUCACGUUUGCGUUCCCGCUAAUGUAAUUAUGUAUACUUACGCUUUAUUUCUACAAACGUUAGUACGAACUUGCGGUAGAAACGAUCGUGCACCUUUUCCUUUUUCAAUUUUUUUGUCUCGUUUUUUAAUCACUCUUGAUUGUGGAAACUGGGUUGGCUCUGUCAUUCGGUUGAGAAACGAAAGAACUGUCGAAUUAGCGACGAUGUCUCCUUUCUCUACCCAUUUAAAAAAUCAGCAUUCCAAAAUAGAACCUGCGCACUGAAAAAUCACAUUUCCGAUAUUGUUAUUAAACAUUUCAGUUUACUUUAUAGUGACGCUAUAUGAUUAGAAAUAUGUCCUGCCUCACGUGACUCAUAUACCAAUCGGGAAAUUUGGGUCUUAAGCAAAUAAGAAAACUAGUAUCAUCAACCGUAGGCAAAAAUGGACCAGGUUCUUAUGUAAAGUGUUUUUGUCUCUUUUGCAUAGCUGCGAGGACUCAUAAGAAAUAAGCACUUAUAAACAAGAUGGGUAUGUAGGAGUUUCAACAUUCUUCUCUCCGAAAAAAAUAUUUAAUUUUUCUUUGUUCAUAUAUUUUUUCUUCUCAUUUUCGGCUCGUAUCUCGCAGAUCAACACCGCUUCAGGGAUCGAUAUUUUACAAAGUAUUAACUUAGUAAUAAUAAAUUAUGUAACAAAUCGAGUCUCCGCGCAUGCACCGAUUAAUGUACCUGUGGGCUACGCGUCGAGAGCGAAUAUUGAAAUUUUUGGACAAAUUCAAAUUAAUCGCUAUUGUUAUCCCUUAUGGGAAAAGCGAUCGCUUAGAAAAUAGAGCCACUCGGGCCACGUUUACAUAAUAACAAAUACAAAGAAAGAGAUGAAUACUGAUGGUGAAUCGAGAAUGACGGACACGAGACAUUUGAAAACGCGGCUCGAGCGCCAUUUUUUAUUUUACAAUGCGUUAAGAGACGUGCGACCCGACGAUUUACUAUUUCUCAAUGAAUUCUUACAAAGACUAGAAAAAGAAUGAUGGAUCUUAAUCGUUAUAUCGUAAUGUAACUGUAGCUUGUACGUACAUAUAUAAACAUGAGAUAAUAAAGACCAAUGAAAGGAAA
Molecule: messenger RNA, 7393 nt
Organism: Cephus cinctus (wheat stem sawfly)
Lineage: Eukaryota; Metazoa; Arthropoda; Insecta; Hymenoptera; Cephidae
Gene: brm
Product: ATP-dependent helicase brm
Exons: 17
Coding region: 287-5848 (1853 amino acids)
Biological process (GO): positive regulation of transcription by RNA polymerase II
Cellular component (GO): nucleus
Molecular function (GO): ATP-dependent chromatin remodeler activity; histone binding; DNA binding
Source: RefSeq, a predicted model, not a curated record